GGACGCGAUGUUGAGGCAUGUAGUUAUGCAGGCGAUUCGAUCGAUCUGGGACUCAGGGCGGCCUUUGGACAGCCAUGCGGAUUCAGACUUCCACUGGCCGCAGAGCAUCUGGCGUCGUUUCCCCAGGGUCAAGCGACGCAACUCGUAGCCAUCUGAGCCAAAGCCGCGUGGGCGAAAUUGAAAUGUAUUGGCAGUUGAAAUGUAUUAUUAGUCCAAAGGCAAGCUGCAUGGGAUUGAGUGUAAAAGCACAUGUUGCGUUGUUGGUAUUCAGCGUGGCUGGUGCCAGUGCUUGUUCCAAUUUUGCGAUGGAUAACGAUUUCCGAAUCUCUGUGAGGACUAUGGACCUCAGGGCCCUUCCUGCGGUCCAAUGGACCAUUGCAACGAAGCCGCAGGGGAGCAAGGGGCUCAGGGCAUCGAAGCAUGGCUACGCUGCGUUCAUAUUGGCGCUCGGGCAGAUCGAGUAUGACAGCAUCGUGGUUGGAGGUCUGAACGACGCUGGAUUAUCAUGUGACCUCCAAACGCUUCUUGGUACUGAGUACCCCCCGCACAACACGAGCACGGAUAACAUCGCUGCAUCUCAGUUCUGUCGUUGGGCCUUGGAGGGGCACGGGUCCAUCGCUGAACUGAAAGCGGGCCUACCUAGUGUCAAUUUUGUCGCGCCCCCCAUCACGGAACCGAUCGGAGCUGCGCAUUGGGUGUUUCGAGACGCCAAUGGUAAGGGCGUCGUCGUCGAAUUCUUAGAAGGCCAGAUGAAAGUGUUUGAUGAUAACAACGACGCAGGCCAGACGGGCUUUGGGAUUAUGACGAAUGAGCCCCGGUUUGAAUGGCAGUUGCAGGCCGUGUGGCAUUUGAAGUGGAAGCAAAGCCUCGCGCGUCCUUCUGUCUCGAUGCCUGGAUCUUGGUAUCCCGACGAACGCUUCGAGCGCAUAUAUUUAGUCAAAUCUGGCAUGCCAGCGCCGAAGGAAUAUCAGGAAGCGGUGAUGCAGGCAGUGCAUGUCCUGAACACUAUCACAGUACCGAUGGGCAAUCAAAUUGGAACCGAUUCUGGUACUGGAGAAGGUCGAGGGGACCACACUCAGUGGGGCGUUGUUUAUGACCAUAAACGGAAAAUCAUGUAUUGGCGAUCCCAGGCAAACCAAAACAUGCAACGUCUCCGCCUUGCUGACGCGGAAAUUGCGAUAGGUAUGAAGGAGCGCUACUUGGCCGUUGAAAGCCCUCGGCUUCCUUGGUACAACGAUGCAUCCCUCGAUUUCUCAUAUGAUCAAUUGCAGGCAGUCGUGUGAGUCCCGCGGGAGGCAUUGUGUUUCGCGUUCGCCCACGGCUCUGAGUUGGAGCCGAAUGGUCAUCUGGAUACUUUUGGUUCUCUCCAGUAUGUCUCCCAGCCGACUGUGUCUCACCGACAAGGAGGAAGAUUCUCAUGGAUGCGAUCGCAUGGCACACGCCGUCGCUAAGCUAAAUCCAGAGUUGCAUCUGAGAUGCCUCCAGCGAGUCACCGGCGCAGCAGGCUUUCUCGGCAACGUUCAUGUAGAAACGAUUGGGCUACAGUUCCGACAAGCUACCAGGCUGGUUGUGUCUUCCCCCAGUCUGUGUGGAAACAAUUCGGCCAGCAUUGAGAGACAAUGCCGCCUGAUGCGUGGGUAUGUGCGAC
Messenger RNA from Prorocentrum cordatum, 1648 nucleotides. NCBI's taxonomy places the organism in Eukaryota, Dinophyceae, Prorocentrales, Prorocentraceae. The record is from the annotation of a GenBank genome assembly.